Andrographis paniculata is the source of this 1983-nucleotide messenger RNA. RefSeq names its product binding partner of ACD11 1. NCBI's taxonomy places the organism in Eukaryota, Viridiplantae, Streptophyta, Magnoliopsida, Lamiales, Acanthaceae. The record is from RefSeq and is a predicted model, not a curated record. Gene Ontology annotation, molecular function: RNA binding. Bases 810 to 1766 code for a protein of 318 amino acids. The transcript has 4 exons.
AUUAAGGCUUGUUUGGCAUAUAAUCUAUCGUCAAUAUUAAUACGUUGUUACUAUAACUGCUAUAUGUUUGUUCAUGCAUCAAGACAGACACAGGCGAGAUUGCUUUGCUUUAUGGUUGUGGCCUGUGAGGAUGCAAUUUUGUUAAAAUGAAAAGUGAGUGAGUGGGCCGGGCCGGGCCGGGCCCUCUUGACUGGCACCAACCGCCAUUCGUUCAUCCUCCAAAAGCGGACCUUCCCCAUCUCCUCCUCCUUCGAUUCAUACAUCCGUCCAACCUUUCUUCCUUCCCAUAAAUUCAUUGAUUAUUUCUUCCCUUGGAUCAAAGGUACCAAUUGUUGUUUUCUUCUCUAUUCAAGAUUCACUGGAUCCACAUAAAUCUCCUCUUCGCAUCCAUUCUACUAGCAUGCGCCCUGGCCUCGCCUGGUCAUCUCCACCCACACAAUACAUUGGCAAUGUCGCUGCCGCCACCACCGCCGGUAAGAUCUGCUGCCCACCUCCCCAUACGCUUGCUUUUCUUUCCCCGCAAUGUAUAUAAUACUCAUAAUAAUAAUAAUUGUGUAAAUAAGCGGCGCUAACUGUAUCGUUUGUCUUGUAACAAUUGCUCCAUUACAUUUUACAAACUGCGUGCCCUUCCCCACCUUAAUUCUUCAUGUAAGCCUGCCUUCACGAGAUCUUGCUGGCUGGCUGGUGGUAAAGGCAAUUCAUGGUCGUUAUGUAGUAUUCAUUUCAAGUUUUUUGUGCGAUGUGUGAUGUGGUGCAGAACUGCUUCGAUUGGUAGGCACGGUUCGUUUGGUAAAUAGAAAUGCGUAUGUAUGUAUGUAUGUAUGUAUGUGUGUAUGUAUGCAUGCCUGCCUGCAGGCAUUUCUAUGAUUGUCUCUCAAAUUCAUCAUCGUGCAAGUCUUGUCUUAUUCCGGUGGCGGUGGUGCUGGUGGCAGAUGAGAACUGUGAGAGUGUGCAAUGUGUCACUAAGUGCAACUCCACAGGACAUUCAGGAGUUCUUUUCCUUCUCUGGGAUCAUUGAGCAUAUCGAAAUGAAGAGUGUGAAUCACCGCUCUCAAACGGCUUUUGUGACUUUCAAGGAUUACAAGGGUGCAGAGACCGCAGUCCUCCUUUCGGGAGCUACAGUAGUGGACCAGUCGGUAGAGAUUGCCCUGGAACCAGACUAUGUGCUGCCGUCUAUAGCAAUGGCAUCUCCAGCAUCAUCAGUGGACCGCGCCACCCACGAGAGGAGCGCGGAUGUUGGUGCAGCAGCAUCAACAGUCCAAAAGGCAGAGGAUGUUGUGAGCAGUAUGCUGGCGAACGGCUACAUUCUGGGUAAGGAUGCAGUAGACAGAGCCAAGGCUUUUGACGAGAAGCACCAGGUGACUGCCAAAGUGGCUGAGCUCGACCAAAGGAUCGGGCUGAGUGAGAAAGUGAGCAUCGGGGCCACCAUUGUGAAUGACAAAGUGAGGGACGUGGACCACAAGUAUCAGGUGUCCGAGAAGACCAAGUCAGCCCUCACAGGUGCCGGAUCCGCAGUGAUGAAGAACCGUUAUGUGUUGACAGGGGCCACCUGGGUUGCCGGCGCUUUCAGUAGGGUCAGCAAAGCAGCUGGUGAAGUAGGCCAGAAAACAAUGGACAAGGUGUCUGAAGAGCAACAACUACGCAGAACUACAACUACAACUACAACUAGAGCUACUAAUAAUACUACUACUACUGAGAAUAGCACCACCACCAAUAACAACAAUGCACAAGAAGCAGCAACUCCUGCCAAUGCUGAACGGCCUUGAUUCUCCUGCCAUUAACUAAUACUCCUGACCACCACCGCUGCUGCUGCUGCUGUCUAUUUUACACCACUCCCUCCUCUCCUCUCCUCUGAAAUACUAAAAACUCGGCAUUACUUACGAUUUAAGUUAUGGCGAGAUGGAUCUGAUCUUUCCUGAACAAACUGGAACUAACUGAUGACAGCCGGCCAUUCAAUAAACCAACCGCAAAAAAAAAAAAAAA